AUGCGUUCUUCCAUCUUCGUUCUCGCCACUGCUCUCGCCUAUGUCUCCGCCCAAGGAGCCAGCGGUGCCCCGGAGCCAACUGUCACCGCCGCACCUGGAACCCUCAAGCUAGGUGAUGAAUGUGCUACAACAGAGCAGUGCGUCGGAACUUCUGAGUGCUGGGCCAGCAAUGCUAUGCUUAUUCGACGAUGUGGUAACUUCAACGCCUCCUGCAAGUCCGACGCCGACUGUGCCUUCAACUCUUGCAAUAACGGUCUCUGCAAUGGUUUCGUCUCGUCCAGCGGGACUACUGCCGCCCCUACCGACGUUCCUGGCCCAAGUGGUGCCCCCGAACCAACUGUCACUGCUGCUCCGGGAACCCUCCCACUCGGUGCCGAGUGUGCCUCAUCAGAGCAAUGCGCUGGCGGUGCCGAUUGUUGGGCUAGUAACGUCAUGGUAGUCCGACGAUGCGGUAACUUCAACGGCUCCUGCAAGGAUGACUCUCAGUGUGCCUUCAACUCCUGCAACAACGGUCUUUGCAAUGGUUUCCUCUCUUCCAGUUCCACCACCGCCUCUCCAACCGACGCCCCUGGCCCAAGUGGUGCUCCGGAACCUACUGUCACCGCCGCUCCAGGAUCCCUCCCACUCGGUGCCCAAUGCGCUACCACGGAACAAUGUGCUGGAGGUGCUCAAUGCUGGGCCAGCAAUGCCAUGUUGAUCCGAGCAUGCGGUAACUUCAAUGCUGAGUGCAAGUCCGACGCCCACUGUGCCUUCAAUACCUGUAACAACGGUCUUUGUAACGGUUUGAAGCCAUCUGCUUCCCCAACCUACGGUGGUGAAACCACCACUGUUGGCCCUUCCACCCUCCUCCCAACCCAGAGUGGAAACGGAACUACCACUUCUCGACCAACUGCUCCUCUCCCAUCUUAUACUGGUGCUGCCAGCAAACAGAGCAUCGGUGUUGCUGGUUUGAUCGGUGCCCUCGCCCUCGCUUUCGCUUUGUAA
Orbilia oligospora ATCC 24927 is the source of this 984-nucleotide messenger RNA. RefSeq lists its product as uncharacterized. The coding region runs from base 1 to 984 and encodes 327 amino acids. The transcript has a single exon. Lineage: Eukaryota; Fungi; Ascomycota; Orbiliomycetes; Orbiliales; Orbiliaceae. The record is from RefSeq and is a predicted model, not a curated record.